Molecule: messenger RNA, 1281 nt
Organism: Thermothelomyces thermophilus ATCC 42464
Lineage: Eukaryota; Fungi; Ascomycota; Sordariomycetes; Sordariales; Chaetomiaceae
Exons: 2
Coding region: 410-1093 (227 amino acids)
Source: RefSeq, a predicted model, not a curated record
GGUUAGCCGCCCGUUGAACCUCCCUUUGGGGGCUAGUCCUCUCUUAACCGAGUGCGUGCUACUGUUCACUCGGGCGCGGAGGGGAUGUGGCUGUCUCUCAGAUGGUGAGUGGCUGGGGUAUUAAGUAUCGUGAGACAUGCCCGUCGGGUGUCUGCGUCGUUGCUUCAGCUCGUUGGUUUGCCGUCCAGACUCUCUUUCUUGCUCCUCCUUCUCCUCUUCUCUUCUCUACGCUCUCUGUUGGUCUUCUUCUUCCGAUCCUGUGUCGCACUACUUUUCGUCCUCGAUCUGGACGCUUGUCGUUCCCCCCCUCCUAUCCCUCCGUUUCUCUCUCUCGUCCGAGACCGUGGUAGUCGCGCCCACCAACAAACCGGAGAGGAAGUAGUAGAAAGAAAGGAAAAAGAAAAGAAAAAUGGAGAAGAGCAGCCGUUCUCAGGGCUCGGCAUCCUCCAUCGAGGCUGACCUCCAAGACCAACAUCUCCAGUCCAAGCUGCGCACCAUCCGCAUGACCGACGCCGCCCGGGCAGGCACCACACUGCUGGCGCUCCUGACGGGCCUGACCAUCCUCGGCGUCUCGGCCAACACAUUGCGCGUCUACCAGGGCACGCACGUCUCGCGCGACUUCAUGCUGCCCCUCUGGCCGGACGAGUUCGACCUCCGUCCGACCUUGUCCCUCGUGGCCGGCAGCGCCGUCGUCGUCCUCGCCAACCUCGUCGCCCUCGGCUUCGGCCAAGUCGGCGCUCUCCGCGCCCCCCGAGCGGCAGCGGCAGCGGUAGCAACCCGCACGGCGACGGCCUUCCUGGCGCCCCUCGCCGGGCUGGCGGGCACCCUGGUCGCCGUCGCCUUCUUCUACGCCGUCAACGCCUCCGACGCCGCCGACACCUUCCUCUCGUGGACCUGCCGGUGGGAAGCGGUGCCCAUGUGGCGCGCCCCGCGCUGGGCGCCCCUGUGCCGGCAGGCCCGCGCCGCCCUCUACCUGGCCGUCCUGCUCAUCCCCGUCGAGCUGGCUGCCCUCGCGCUGGCCGCCUUCCAGCUCAAGGUCGAGCGCUACACGGAGCGGUACCUCGGCGCCAGGAAGACGCCUGUCCUGUCUUAAAAGAAGAGGAAAAGGGCGAAGUGACUGAAGGGAGGAGACAGCCGGAAAGAAGGGAGAGCCUGUGGUCCCGUGGUGGGCCUGUAGUAGCACUGGAUAUGAGAGGAAGAGUUUGUUUUGUUAUUUAUUUCUGGCUUUGUUUAUUUUAUUUCUCGUCCUAACUUAGGACGCUGUAUCCAUUGCAACCGUUG